This is a messenger RNA of Plasmodium vinckei vinckei, 819 nucleotides long. Its product is annotated as conserved Plasmodium protein, unknown function. Lineage: Eukaryota; Apicomplexa; Aconoidasida; Haemosporida; Plasmodiidae. Bases 1 to 819 code for a protein of 272 amino acids. The record is from RefSeq and is a predicted model, not a curated record. The transcript has a single exon.
AUGGCUACAAUUCUUACUAUGGAAUUUCCUUCCUCUGAUGAAAAUGAUGAGGACUAUGAUGCAGAAGAAGAAUUAAAAGAAGAACUUAAAGAAGAAUUAAGGGAAGAAAAAAAAAAAAAAAGAAACUCAAAAAAAGUAGGAAAUACUAUUAAAAAAUCUAUUAUAAAAGAAAAAACAGAAAAAAUAUAUAAUGAUAUUAAUCAAGAAUAUGAAAAAUUAUAUACUCAUGAAACUAAUGUAACAAAUGAAGAUUUUCUUCUUCAAUUUCAUAAAAAAUAUCCACAAUUUGAAAAAAAUUAUAAUACAACACAAAAAUUGCUUAAUCAUUUAAAUAAAUAUUGCUCAAUAGAACAAGAUAAUUCUAAUUUUAUGGAUAUAAAAGAUUAUAAAAAAUUAUGUCGAAACAAUUCUGAUAUUAAUAGUAACAAUAAUGACGUCUCAAAUGCUGUCAAAAGUGCAUUAAAUUCAUUUUAUUCAAACAAUUCUGUAUAUGUAGAAAAAAAAUAUAUGUAUGCUGGUAAAAUAUAUAACAUUAAAAAAAAAAUUGAUAAAACUUCUUCAUCCUAUAAAAGAUAUUUAAAAACAAAAGACAAAAUGAAUAUUGGUGGAAAUUUUGCAAAUAUUGAUGAACUUGUACAACAAAUACAAGAAAAUAAACAAAUCAAUACAAUCGAUAAAUCUACUGAAGAUUGGAAGCAUUACAAAAUAGCUAACUCUAUUGAUGAAGAAAAAUUAAAAGCUAGCCAAAAUUAUUUAGAAAAUAAAUUUUUUGCAGAAAAUGUUGAAAGAAAAAUGUUUGAAAACAAAGCAAAAAGAUAA